This is a messenger RNA of Fragaria vesca subsp. vesca, 2359 nucleotides long. RefSeq lists its product as uncharacterized. Lineage: Eukaryota; Viridiplantae; Streptophyta; Magnoliopsida; Rosales; Rosaceae. The record is from RefSeq and is a predicted model, not a curated record. The transcript has a single exon. Bases 70 to 2334 code for a protein of 754 amino acids.
ACAUUGAGCAAUACUACAAACAGAACAGAAAGUUUAGGCCAAAGAGAAGAUUACCUGAGAAACAAGAAGAUGAAAACCGGCUGCGAUGUCAAUGGGAACCUCAACCAGGGAAAGUUCAGUGCCCCUAUGCCGUGGAUUGGGAUCUAUGUAACAGCAGCAUCCCUGGCCUGUCUAGUUACCAUGGCUGCAGAUGUCAUCCAUGGCAUUCGUCACAGGAAACUCUGGUUCCCUUGCAAGUUCUUCUCGAUCAAUGCAACUUCUUUAACCCUCAUAGGUGUGGCAAUCAAAUUGUCAGUGGAUCUAAACACCGCCAUGCCUAGCCACCAGGAUCAGCUUGCAAAGCUCAGCAGCUCUGUCUUGGUCUGCACAGUAAUGGGUAACUCUAUGCCUUCCCUUGGAGCUAUGGAAAAUGAAGAAUUAUUCAUGAAUGUUAUUGCUUUUGGAAUAUUAGUAGUUACCCUUAUUGUGAAUAUCUGCAUCCAAUUAGCUACUGGUGCAAUCUUUGUUUUCUGGAAGGAGCAUGUUUGUGUAAUGUUCAUCAUGCUUGUUUUGCUUAUCAUGAUGAAUUUCUCUGCUUUUACUGUUCCGAUUUCUAAGCGUUACUUAGAGCACAAAUACAACAAGAGGUACCAGUUAGCCCUGAAAGAGAGCUCAACUGAAACUGGUAAAAGACUAGUUUGCAAAAUUAGAGAGGAUCUGAUGAAAUAUUGGAUGAUGGCUCAUACCUCUAGCCCCCAGUUUGUUAUGGGGCGGUCAGCUACAUGCACAGCUUCUGGAGCAAUCUGUCUCUUGAGUUCUUUGAUUCUAGCAGAGGUCAUACUCCGAACUUACUUGAUGCCCUGGUCAUUUAAAUUUUGUAGCGGGGAGUCUGACUACAAGUGGUCGACCACUUUGGUUCUUGUUACACAGACAGUUGCAGUAGCAGUAGGAACAAUUGCUCCGGCUUCUAGAUGGUUCAUCGCCAUAAACUUCAGGUGUGCAAAAAGAGGAAAUGCAACCUACAAAGGAGAAUUUAAAGUAGAAAAGUACUGGACCCAGGGACUGGUGGAGUUGAAAGACUGUCCAUUAACUUUAAGAAUCAGAAGCAGGCACUGCAGGAAGCUUGUUCAUGACACAAGAAAUAAGCUUUUGGACUUGUGUAUCGGAUUGCAGACAGGGAAUGUUAUAAUGAGCAAAGCGAUUCGGCUUAUUUCCAUUUUCUUUGUAAGCAAGAUCUUGAUAUGCUGCAACUUAUGCAAAGAGUGGAAGAAGAACUUCAUAUGCAACACUGUUUGCAAUGACUCGGGUCUAAGGUCAUCAGAAUCGAGCUCAAGCUUAGAACAUCUCAGCUGUUAUGUUUUGCAUCUUGAAGGGGAGGAUGCAUUAGUUGGGCACAUGACAAAAAGCAAUUGCAAUGCCACUGAUCAUUGGUUCCGGAGGGGAAGGAGAAAAGAGCCUAAACAUCUUAUCAACCUGUUAAAGAAAUCAACAUUUUCACAAGGAUUCAAAGGAGUAGCAGCUUUCGACAAUGACAAAGUUCCAUCUCUAGAUGGUGAAGAACCUCCAAAUUGUUGGGCUCUACCAAUUGCAACACUAGCCAGUAUUGCUCUUGCACUUCCCAAUAGCAGCAGUUCUUCAAUAAAAGGUUUAAUGCGUGGUGUAAACGAAGGGCUCAUGUACGUAAAUUUCAUUGAAAAUCACCUGGAAGGUAAAGAUCUUACUAACAUCAGGAAGGCAGCAACCCAUGUCUGGCUAGGAGUCGAUCUCUAUCACACAUGGCUAGAUGUGGAUCUGCGUAAACUGUCACUUAAAGGGAAAUGCUCAAAGGAAAUACUUGAAGAACUUCGUGAAACUGCAAAAGUCAAAUACGAAGAAUCUAAAAGAUCGACUAUAAAUGUAUGUAUCAGAGAUACCCCUUCGAAUUGGCCUGUAAAGGAAUUGACUGCUAAUUCCAUGUACAGGAUAUGUCAGACUAUUCUGCUAAAUCAUAGAUGCAGCAUCAAUCAAACAGAUGAAAGACUACUUGAAGUACUGACAGUCAUGAUCGCUGACAUUCUGGGUGCCUGUCUCACUAACUUGCAGCAAGUUAUAAGCACAAAGUGUCUGAACAGCACCAUUGAAGAGAGGGAGGAAAGUGUGAGGCAUGCAGUUCACAUUCUAGGGGAAACUGAAAAGAUUUUGAAUAUUCUAGAUCAGAGCAUUCCCCGAAGUUUGGAACCUCAUCAAAUUUCAUGGAUUGAUGAGUGGCGUUUGUCACUCAAAAUGGAAGAUCCUCGGGCCUUCCAUUCUUCAUCUCCAUCAGAAAGUGAUAGAGCAUCUCCUGUUUCAAAUGAUUUCUACCUGAGCAUUGACUAGAACUCGCAAGCCUGAAGUUUACAAC